AAGAGCCACAGGUUGUAACCCCUUUGCCCCACCUGGGGCAGUAUAUUUGAUUCCCAGCCUGGGCCAGCAGGGAGCUGGGGCUGAGGUCACACAGCUGUGCCUGGCUUCGCACAAGACCCUCUAGAAGAUGGGGGACUGGGGUUUCCUGGAGAAGCUGCUGGACCAGGUCCAGGAGCACUCAACAGUGAUUGGGAAGAUCUGGCUGACAGUGCUGUUCAUCUUCAGGAUCCUUAUCCUGGGCCUGGCCGGGGAAUCGGUAUGGGGGGACGAGCAGUCGGAUUUCCUGUGCAACACCAAGCAGCCGGGCUGUGUCAACGUGUGCUAUGACAAGGCCUUCCCCAUCUCCCACAUCCGCUACUGGGUGCUGCAGUUUCUCUUUGUCAGCACCCCUACCUUGGUCUACCUGGGCCACGUCAUCUACCUCUCGGGGCGGGAGGAGAAACUGAAGCAGCGGGAAAGCGAGCUCCGGGCGGUGCAGAUCAAAGACUUAAAAGUGGAGCAGGCUCUGUCAGCGGUGCAGAAGAAGAUCUCCAAGAUCUGCGUGGCGGAGGACGGCCGCAUCAAGAUCCGCGGCUCCCUGAUGUGGACCUACGUCGUCAGCGUGAUCUGCAAGAGCAUCUUCGAGGCCGGCUUCCUCUUAGGCCAGUGGUACCUGUAUGGUUUCUUCAUGCCACCCGUCUUCGUGUGCGAGAGGGCUCCCUGCCCGCACAAGGUGGACUGCUUUGUCUCCCGCCCCACUGAGAAGACCAUCUUCAUCAUCUUCAUGAUGGUGGUGGGCCUGAUCUCCCUGGGCCUCAACCUCCUGGAGCUCUUCCACCUCUGCUGCAAGAAUCUGCUCAGCAGCAUGAGGGAGGCCUCUUCCUCCUCCAGCCCAGCUGUGGACAUAGACUCCUUCCCAGACAGCAAGCAGUGUCACUACAUCCCUCUGAGCGAGAGCCACUCCCCCCCCUACCUGGCCUACAACAAGCUGUCGAGCGAGCAGAACUGGGCCAACUUCAACACCGAGGAGAACCUGGCACUGCGCAGUGGUAACAAGCCGUCCCCUGAGUCCUACGCCCCAGGAGCCCAGCCCCUGCAGGAGAGGCAGACCAGCCGGCCUGGCAGCUCUGCUUCCAAGAAACAGUACGUCUAGGACAGCAUUGAAACCAGGCUGCUGUGUCUUGGGGGUAUCCUUUCCCCGUUGAACAAUGGGAUACUCAGGUUCUUGGGCAUCUUGGCCAUAGGACCUGUUUGCUACAGAGGCUUUAAAAACAAAACCAAACUCCAAAGCUCCUAUUGGAGACCCACUUUGGUUGACUGGCAGGCACCUCCUACUCUCCACUGUCCAUUGUGUGUCUGUGUAUUUAAAGUAUGGGUGCUGUAAAUGUGCUCUCGGGUGCGUGCACUUCUCAGCAAACUGGCUGUGCCAUAAGAUGUGCAUGUCGCUCAAUGGCAUGCUGCAUUGUAGCCGGCUGACUGAUGUUUACAGGGUGCGAGGAUCCUUCCUACCAUUCUGCUGGCGAGAUGUACUCAGGCUCCCUUGAGGAGGGUUAUUCUCUGGUGCCUUUGUACAAAAGACCCUAAGUAACCAAUGUCACAUGAUACCAAUAUGUUCACCUUUCUUCAGCUGCAGUCCCAGGAAAGCUGGUGCUUUCUUUUUUUAAACUGUGUAGACAUGGAAACCAAACAAAAUCCCUUCUUCAGCUACAGAAGCAUCUUCAGUGGAAAGCUGCCUGGGAUAUUAUGCAGCUUGAAUUCAAAUCCACAGUGCUUUGCCUUGGGGUGGACCAGCUACUGCGUUUUUGGGGUAAUACAUGGGGAAAUAUCCUUGCUAUAACUAAGCGAGUCCCUUUCCCUGCUCAAUGGUUUCCAUCGUCUCUGAUCAGAGCUGUACUUUGUAACCUGAACUCUAAAUCUCUCUAGCCAAGAUCUUUAAUUCCUAACUGGUGGAGUUAAUCUGGCCCAGCCUAGGUAAACGAUUAUCCUUCUAAAGGAGGGAGCAGGGGAAGUCUGUUUGCCUCGGCGAUUUUAGCAGCUGUAAGAGUUUGCCUUCAGCCUAGAAAUUCCAUAGGGCAGCUUGCUGUAAGAAUUAAUGUGGGAUUGGGGGCACUUGAGUGCCAGACAUCUCUCCUCCUUCUGGGUCACCUCCCAAAAUAAUCUCAACAUCUAGAUCUUGCCACACUGAGUUGCAUGACUCAGUAGCUUAUCCAUCCAAGCUGAGGUGCCAGCCCAGGGUGAGGAAACCCUAAUGCACUAAGGAAAGGCCAUAUCACAGGACUUAAUGCCUACUGCCCUGAGUUCAGUUGCCCCAGAGCAAAGUUAUAAACUCUGUCCUCAUGUACAUUCAGAGUAACUUGCUGUUCAUGUGUUUGUAGGUGUAAGGGAUCCCCAUGGGUAGCUGCAGUAACAGCCCUGGUCCUCUGCCCCAGAUGGCGUCAUUUCUGAGGCACCGGUUUCCAUUGGUUAAUUAUUUUUUUUUUUAACCUGCUUGUCUGACUGUAGAACUGCAGCUUCAAAGCCCAAUAUUUGCCACUGGCUCUGUUAAGCUCUUGGUUGGCUAGUGCAAAGUGUGAGUAUUCACUUCCCAGCCACUUUACAGGGAUCCCACUGCGUUCAGCUCUACUGGGAAUGAGGGGCCUUCACUUGUGGGGUGUGAGCACUGAGCCUCUGCUGGAAUGGGGCUGCCCACAGAUUCGGCCAGGCUGGAGGGGAGCGGGGAUGUUGUGGGUAAGUGAAUUGCCCCAUUCAGAGACCUAGAACCAUUGAUGGGAGCUUAAGGCUGGUCACUCUCUUCCUAGGUUCCCUUUCCUCAGCCUCAGUUAGGGACUGGUUGCAGCAGUCAAUAGAGCUGGCCCCUCCUGCCCAGCAGAGAUCUGAUACAGGAGUAGCUGGCACGGGGCAGGGUUUGAGGAAUAGAGCUGCAUGGCAGAGUGCUCAUGUGCACUGUUUAGGCUGUUGAUUAUUUCACUUUCAUGAGCACCAAAGUCACUCAAAAAAAAAAAUUUCAAAAAGGGGUAGGAAAAAAAUAAAGUGACUUCGUUUGUUUGCACAAAUGUCCUCUCCUGCUGGGGUGUGGGAGGGUGGUGGGCUGAGGGAAACCUGCCAUCCCUCCUCAAGAGAGCAGGCUCCAGUGAAUUGUGCCUGAAAAAUCCCAAAGCUGUGAAACCAAGAGAGUCUCGCCUUAUGUCCUUCUGAUUGUUUGUUCCAUUUUUAAUGUAAGCCAAAGCACCGCAGCUGCCUGCUCGGUCUGUAUUCUUAUCUCCCCAACAUGUACGUGCUCCAGGCUGAGAGUAGCAGAUGGAAGUUGCUCUUCAUCUCUUUCUGGCAGACUUAA
This is a messenger RNA of Gopherus flavomarginatus (Mexican gopher tortoise), 3313 nucleotides long. RefSeq names its product gap junction protein alpha 4 (gene GJA4). Gene Ontology annotation, cellular component: connexin complex. NCBI's taxonomy places the organism in Eukaryota, Metazoa, Chordata, Testudines, Testudinidae. The record is from RefSeq and is a predicted model, not a curated record. The coding region runs from base 128 to 1132 and encodes 334 amino acids. Gene Ontology annotation, biological process: cell communication. The transcript has 2 exons.